This is a messenger RNA of Salvia miltiorrhiza (redroot sage), 2659 nucleotides long. RefSeq lists its product as uncharacterized. Lineage: Eukaryota; Viridiplantae; Streptophyta; Magnoliopsida; Lamiales; Lamiaceae. Bases 317 to 2659 code for a protein of 780 amino acids. The record is from RefSeq and is a predicted model, not a curated record. The transcript has 5 exons.
AAGCUGAACGCCGAACGCCGCCGCCGCUGCUGGAGAAAGCUGAACGCCGAACGCCGCCGCCGCUGCUGCGAAACGCCAAACGCCGCCGCCGUCGCUGGAGAAGGUCCCUCCCACCACCGCCGCUGGACGUCUGCUCCCGUGAAGCUGCUCCGGCACCGCCGCACCGCGCUUGGCCACUAUUCAGGUGAGUAACUGCAGAUCUGCCAGAAUCUCAAUUGGUCGUCCCUUUCUCCGACGCCGUCACCGCUGCUGUCCGGGUGAUUCUUAAUUUGUGAGGAAGAAAGGAAGAAGUCAACGAGAAUAAGAAAAAACAAAAAUGAGUGAAAAUCGUGAGUGGAUGUAUCGACGUUUUCUACCUGAUGGAGCUUUGAAUCCCGAUUUUCAAAGAGGUCUUCAAGGUUUCAUUGACUACGCUAGCAGUAGACGAGAUUUAAUGGAUGGGGAAAAAAUUAGGUGUCCGUGUAGGAAAUGCGAUAAUAUACGUUUCCAUACUAAAAACAAUGUCCAGUAUCACAUAGCAAAGAACGGAUUUGUGCGGGAUUACCAUAUUUGGAGGUUUCAUGGGGAAAUUGAAAUGCCGACGACUGAAUAUCAUAACUUUGAAGAUAUUGAGGAUAAUGAAGAUAAUUAUCAGAAUAUGGUUAUGGAUAUUGCUGCAUCCCAAUAUAACAUUCAAAACAUCGAAGAACCCCCAAAUCCGAAAGCAGAAUUGUUAUAUAAUAUGUUGAAAGCUGCGGAUAAAGAGUUGUGGCCCGGUUGCAAAACUCAUUCACAGUUGUCUCUCGUUGCUCGUGUAAUGAGUUUAAAAGCAGAGGGGAAUAUGUCUGAAAGAUGUUUUGAUCAGUGGCUUGAUUUAAUAAAAGAGAUCCUUCCUGAAAAUAAUUUGGCUCCUACUAGUUUUUAUGAGACUAAAAAGUUAUUGAGUGGGAUGGGACUACCUGUGCAAAGAAUUGAUUGUUGUCCAAAUAAUUGCAUGCUUUAUUGGGAGGAUGAUAGGGAUUUGGUUCAGUGUAAGUACUGUGGCGAGUCUCGUUAUAAAAAUAAUCGAGACUCCAGAAGCAGUAGAAAGACAUUGGUAGCAGCAAAGCGAAUGUUCUACUUCCCUUUAACUCCACGUUUGCAAAGAUUAUUUGCUUCUAAAGCCACGGCAGCAGACAUGCGUUGGCAUGCAUCAUCAAUAGAUGACGGGGUUAUGCGCCAUCCUGCAGACUCACCUACUUGGAAGCAUUUGAAUGAUAUCUUUCCUGAUUUUGCAACAGAGGUGAGGAAUGUUAGGUUAGGUUUAUCCACAGACGGUUUCCAACCUUUUGGUCAAUCGGGCCAACAAUAUUCCUCGUGGCCAGUGAUUGUUACACCUUACAAUCUCCCACCCUGGAUGUGUAUGAAGGAACAAUUUAUGUUCCUUACAAUCUUGGUCCCUGGACCACGCAAUCCAAAGGAAAAACUGGAUGUUUUUUUGCAACCAUUGAUUGCAGAGCUUAUACAAUUAUGGAAUGUGGGUGUGCUUACAUAUGAUGUGUCGUUGAAGCAGAAUUUUCAGAUGCGAGCAGCUUUACUGUGGACAAUUAGCGAUUUUCCAGCCUACUCAAUGUUAUCCGGGUGGAGUACGGCUGGAAGAUUAGCUUGUCCACAUUGUAUGGAUGAAACUGAAGCUUUCACUUUAUCACAUAGUGGCAAGCAAUCAUGGUUUGACAACCAUCGAAAAUUUCUACCAAUUAAUCAUCCUUUCCGAAAGGACAAGAAAAGCUUCACCAAAAAUAAGGUGGUUACUGCACAACCACCUCAAGGAAAGUCUGGUCAAGAGAUAUUGGCAGAGAUAGAAUUGAUGGGAUUUGUGAAAGUAACUGGAGAGAAUCAAGAAGCAAUUAACAAGGCAUCAGCUCGUAGGUAUGGCACGGGGUGGAAAAAGCGCAGCAUAUUUUGGGAUUUGCCUUAUUGGAAGUUUCUUUUAAUUCGACACAACUUGGAUGUCAUGCAUGUUGAGAAGAACGUGUUUGAUAAUGUGUUCAAUACAGUGUUGAAUGUUCCGGGAAGGACAAAGGAUACUUCCAAGUCCAGAGAAGAACUUAACACAUACUGUUCUAGGCCUGCUUUGAAGAGAAAUCAAGAGACAAACAAGUACCCAAAAGCUUGUUACACGCUUGACACAAAUGAGAAGAGAGUGUUGUGUGAAUGGGUAAAAACCCUGAGGUUUCCUGACGGUUAUGUAUCAAAUAUGGGGAGAUGUGUUGAUUUGAGUAAGCUGAAGAUGUUUGGGAUGAAGAGUCACGACUGUCAUGUUUUCAUGCAGCGCAUCUUACCAAUUGCUUUCCGUGAAUUGCUUCCCGUCCAUGUAUGGAAUGCAAUCACAGAACUCAGUUUAUUUUUUAAAGACUUGUGCUCCCGGAACAUUCAGAAUGAAGAUAUGUGCAGACUUAAUGACAUGAUCCCUAUCACUUUAUGCAAGCUUGAACGGAUUUUUCCUCCCAGCUUUUUUGAUUCAAUGGAACAUCUGCCCGUCCAUUUAGCUGACGAAGCACGACUUGCAGGCCCUGUACAAUUUCGAUGGAUGUACCCAUUUGAGAGGUACCUGCGAAAGUUGAAAAAUAAUGUGAGGAAUAAAGCUAGGGUAGAAGGAUCUAUUUGCAAUGCAUACAUAGUGGAAGAAGCAUUAUUUUGA